CAGUCAUCAUGGCCAAGGGUGACGUCCGCAAUGAGAUGCUCUCCAAGGGCGUUGAGCGCUAUGGUCGCUCCGCCAUGUACAAGCGCCGCCUGAUGUUCAAGCGCAACAAGGUUCAGGUUGCCAAGAAGUCGGUGGAGAAGCCCACGACCAAGGAGGUCAAGUUUGGCAAGUCCACCCGCACUGUGCCCCUUGAGCGUCAGUCGCGCUUCUACCCCGCCGAGGACAUCAAGAAGCCCCUCCCCAGCCGCAAGAAACCCGGCUUCAACAAGCUGCGCGCCAGCAUCACCCCCGGCACCGUCCUGAUCCUGCUCUCGGGUCCCUACCGUGGCCGUCGUGUCAUUUUCCUGAAGCAGCUGCCCUCGGGUCUGCUCCUUGUCACUGGUCCCUUCAAGGUCAACGGCGUGCCUCUUCGUCGUGUCAACCAGGCCUACGUCAUUGCCACCUCCACCAAGCUCGACAUCAGCUCCGUGAAGGUCGAUGACAAGAUCAACGACGCCUACUUCAAGGCUGAGAACAAGGCUGCCAAGGCCAAGGAUAUCACUGAGGGUGACAAGCAGGAGAAGGAGCCCCUGUCGGCUGAGCGCAAGGCCGAUCAGGAGUCUAUUGACAAGGCUAUCCUGGCCAUUGUCAAGAAGACUGACUACAUGAAGGGCUACCUGCAGACUCGCUUCACUCUCACCAACGGUGUCUACCCUCAUGCCAUCUCGUUCUAAGUACGCUGAGGGCAGGUGGAAUUGACGACUAAAAAACC
Molecule: messenger RNA, 751 nt
Organism: Monosiga brevicollis MX1
Lineage: Eukaryota; Choanoflagellata; Craspedida; Salpingoecidae
Exons: 3
Coding region: 9-713 (234 amino acids)
Biological process (GO): cytoplasmic translation; ribosomal large subunit assembly
Cellular component (GO): cytosolic large ribosomal subunit; ribosome
Molecular function (GO): RNA binding; structural constituent of ribosome
Source: RefSeq, a predicted model, not a curated record